Messenger RNA from Parnassius apollo (apollo), 444 nucleotides. Lineage: Eukaryota; Metazoa; Arthropoda; Insecta; Lepidoptera; Papilionidae. The record is from the annotation of a GenBank genome assembly.
AUGACACAGAGAAGAACGCGCAUAGGGUCACUGCCUGGGGGUCGCCGGGGCGCGUCUGGACCUGGAGCUGGACGUGGCAGCAUGCGGACCGCCAGCCGAGCGCGAGGAGCUGCACGAUCACCUAGCAGGCCCCCGCAUUCAUCAUCCCCACCAGAAGGCUUGGUGUCGGCUGGGUCUUCUCGGACUCAGCAAGCGGCACACGCCGCUGGUGGAGCACGUCGCAUGCGUUGGAUAAAAGCUAUGAACGAAAACGCAUUGAGGGCGUACUACAGGGCGAAAGGGGAAGAAACUGUGGGAAUAACGUAUAGGGUUCGGAUGCAUUGCUUUUUUGCUGAGCUGGAGCCGUCUAUUCCUGUCACGGAACAAAACCUGGCAGACCGAGUUCUGUACAUCAUGCGCUCGAAAAUAUUUGAUGAUGCCGAACUCGAACGACCACGACGUUAG